AUGCUAGAUGGGUUUGAGACUAGAGCAGCGUUCGCCCAAUGCAACUUUGCCUAUAGUAAAGGCCCAGGCUUCGAACCGAUCGUCUUUGAGGGUCGAACAGAAGGCCAUAUAGUACCCCCACGAGGUCCUUCAAAAUUCGGAUGGGACCCUGUUUUUGAGCCUCUUGAAGGCGAGGGCAAAACCGCAUUCAGCAGUAUGAUGAGCGAAGGACCUUCAAGCAAAGAGACGUCUUCUCUGAUCCUUGUAUCAUAUCAAGAACUCCACGAGUCUCUCCUUGCUUCAGAUGGAUUAAAAAAUAUCAAUAACAUCUUACAGGCGCGAUUGCCCCAACUUCGAAAGUGGGCCGAUCCAUUUGGUAAACCAUCCCUAGAGUCAAAAAAGGCCUUGGAAAGUGGAGAAGUUAAACUCAUUGAUGGGUCCAAAACACGAGUGUCGGAUGAAGAAAAAGAAGAGGCUUUGAAGAUUAGUGCUCGAUUCCAGCUUGACGAAAUCGAAGCUUUGGUGCUUCUUCGUUCAUGUUUUGCUCAUGCCGACCCCUCCAGUCUUGACCCUGACGCCAGUGGUCAUGCUGCAUACGAAUCCGAGCUCCAAGACGCUUUGGAAACCUAUUACUUUGAGCAACGACACCAUUUAUUGAGGGUCUUCUUGUCUCUUCUGGCAGCAAGCGUCGAUCCUGAUCACCCCUUCCAUACACCUGCGAUUGACGCCACACGAAGCCUUAUGCCGGAUUAUGGGUCUUUUUCUCUCGAUCUUUUAAACGAAAUUGACCGAAGGACCCGCCAGCCUCUACCUCUGUCGAUAAUUUCGCAGCCGUUAGCUGCCUCCCGCUGGGCUCGCCAGUCGAUCAGAGAGCAGCUAUGUUUGUUGGAGCUACUCUUCGCCGUUUUGUGGGAAAUCAACCCAUGCCCCUCGACGCUUGUGCUCCGGGUCUUCGAGGUUCUUUUUGCUUCGGAUUUUGGACAGACUCAAGCCGAUGCUAACAACCUAAUGGACGAAGAAGGAUCACAAUUACUGGCCGAUCUUGAGUGUUUCUGGGUGCUCAUUGUUCUUCAAACCAUUGCCCUAGAUGAUGUGAUAGGAAGGGACACGAUGAAGGAGGGCCUUCUGGAGGAUCCCAAGACACUUCUUUCCAUCCACAACCUUAUUAUCUCCUCGUUUCGUACAAAACCUCGGUAUAGUCCGUUGAUCAUGGGUUGGGGAAUUGUGCUCUUCCAUUUCACCAAUGCUACCACUCCUGAGCCAAGGUCUGGCCCACUUGCAACCUUUUUUGAUACAAUUGUUCCCCCUGUUCCAGCGACGCCUUUAUAUCAGCAAUGCGCAGAGAUCGCACUCAGCGAAGACUCUGGGCUAUUCCCAUACCUACUGCAGCUCUUAAACUCACCAGCUUUGAACUCAUCGGCCAGCUCUAGAAACGCCUCAGCUGUCACCACUCCAAAUAGUUUUCCAUAUAGACUGGCUGUUCAUUAUCUGAUUAUUGGCAUGACCGAAACCAUCCAAAUAGGCCAGUUGACUGACAUCGAUCCAUUCAUUUCCGUGGUUGAAGCAUUAUUUGGAUCAGGAGAACGCAAUAUUGCCGCGUCUCUCUGCCACAAAUACUGGACUGAAGACUGGGUCACAUCCACUAAGCGCCAGCAGCUAUUACAGGUUGCCGCCUUGCGCUUCCCGGUUCAACCACACCCGUUGGUUCGCCUAUUGAGGGCAUUGUCUGGAAAUGGUAGCGAGACGAAUGUGGCCAGCAAUCCUAUCCGAGACGUUUGCGUACGACAUGUGUAUCACUACCUUGCUCAGAUGAGCGGUUUCGCGCAUAUUAUUCAAGCAUCAGACUUGCAGGGCUCGGCUUACGACGUCAGGUCCGAUGUGGUGCUUAAUGUUAGGGUGAUAAACCUACCUGGUGGAACCAGUUUGCCUGCUAGAACCAUAGGCCAAAUGUUAAGUAUGCGCAGUCCCGGUUCUCCUUUGGCCGUUCGCUGGUCCCAUACCUAUUCUGGAUGGCGCGUAUUAUUGGACAUCCUACUAGAACAUCUGCGCAAGGCACACAAUAUUGGAUCUAGCCAAGCCGUUACACGUCACACGCAUUUAUCUCUGCUCGACAUUGGGAUGGAAGACAGCAGCAUCAAUUCGCUUAUAUGUGAUAUUUUAUCGCUAUUUCGUUGCGUCACCGAAGGCAAUAUUUCGUUUGCUCGUCUACUAAUGGAAAACAUAUCUGGGGAGAUAGACGAAACUGAUGACCUUGCAUCUCCCGAUCUUGUCCAAGUCGCCCGAAUAAUCCUGGAGAAUUGCUUAUCCCAAGCAGUCCCAGCUACUGUUAAACUUGCUACCAAUGCACUUGGAAUACUUAUGGCACUGCUCCCUGUGUACCCGGGUCGAGUUUGGCCCUUCCUCCGCUCAACACAGCUCCUAUUCAGCACUUCACUAUUCGCUUCGGAGAGGGCGUUGGGGAUCUAUCCCAUGACUACCGCCAUCGUCGAACUUGUUGGCGCCCUGCACAAUGAAGCCCAGGUAAUGGCUCUCCGACACUCAAGUCAACGCGUGCUUCAGCACAUGAAGAGCGAUGUCCUCCUAAAGGGGUUGACUUUCAUUCACAACGAGGUUUGGCUGAUGUAUUCCGGGUGGCGUUUUGCUCAAUUGUUAGACCGCUUCAAUAUUGGAAGUAAAGUGGCCGAAUUGUACUGCGCCAUUUUGGAUGGACCGUCUGGUUCACUGGGCGAUGAUAUAUUCGAACCUCUGACCUCGUUUCUUGUGGACGCUUUCCUUCAUAAUGCCACAGUUCCCUGUAUCAACCCCUUGGUCUCGGCCAUAACUAACGGCCACGAACUCUUACGCUCCUUGAAUCAAGCCCACCGAUUUGCCGAAGCCAACUCGCUCUCAAAACUCCUGUUUGCACACCUCAGAUUGAUCGAGCUUCUGAUUUCUCGAAAGAAGCCCGACGCAGGCAUAUCUUUACUGGAACAAACCCUUUUUACACUUCACAAGAAACGGUCUCCAAUUGAUGCCAUCGCGCUACUGGUAGAAGACAAACUCCUUCCACUACAAGCAAUAAACGUGCUUACCAUUUUAGUCAACACGCCUAUUGGCAUGAUUUCCCAUCUUUCCUCCCCUCGACGAACCACCGAUGCAUUACUUCACAUGGUACAACAUCCUUACGACGAUCUCCGAGUGAGGGUGGCAAUUUGCACAUUCAUCUCUCGCUGCAUAGUUUCGCAGCCUGUAUUAGCCAAGCUCUUCGUUUCUGGAGAGUUCAAGGUCACAAGUGACAUAUCCUUGGGAAAUUCGGGAGUUUCUUCACCUGAAGUAGGUUCACGUUUGACUGUUUUACCAAUCGCGCUCGAAAUUGUAAGUAACUGGGAGCUCCUGUGGGAUAGCAACCCAGAAUUAUUGUCCGCGGCCUUAGAAAUCCUGGAUAGCAUCUGGGAACGCGCGCUGGAGCACACUGGUGCCCUCGAAUUGAUACGAAAGGGCACCCAGCUAUGGAACGAUCUGUGUGCUUUGGCCUCCAAGGAAUUACGCUUACCUGAAGCUGGUACAACCAUCACGCAUCUCACUAUCAACGAAUCUGUCAUCGAGUCCGACCUUGAAGGUCUACCUAAUACGUGCUAUCAGUCUGUGGUCAAGGCCUAUGCUGUUCACAUUAUUUCCCUGGAUAUUGCCUUAAUUCCAAAGAAAGACGGCGCGCCUACUCCAUCAAGCUUGGCCACAUUCGAGAAGAGCUGCAAGGAUAUCAAGCCACUCGUCUCUCAUGCGGUGCAGUGUGGAUUUGUGUUAGAUUCCACUCAAGAAGUUCGCAAGUUCCUAGAUGAAAAUAUACCAGGCUUCGACCUUGAUGCAUACAGAAUAUUGCGCCUUGGUAUUCCCCAGCAAUUUGGCGAUAACUACCUCAUAGACCUCCCCAAGGUUAAAAGAAGCAUAUGGCACUAUUUCGAGAGCGAUACUGGACGCGAAAGCUGGAACAGAGAGCUUCUUCGACAGCUAUGUCAACUAAACAUUGAGUGGUCUUUGAUUGACUCGCGGAUAUCGUUAGUCCGCUCUUGGGUUCGCCUCCUUACUGCUGUUGCGCCCUGGUUCCGCACCAAGCCCUCCCUACGUGUCAUGCUGGUCGACUGUGCCUCGUCUGUAGCCAAGCUGACUGGUGACAUUGAGCAACGUGGCGAUGCGAUGGGAUCCGUCCACACAGAACGCAUCAACAUCCUGGUGGCUCUGGCUGAAGCAACCGGGUCCUCGAUAUUCACGGAAAGUGAUCUUGUCAAACACUUCGUAACCUUCUGCGAGCAUAUCCAACUCACUAUUAUUAACCCGCUCUUCCCGCCUCUUGAAUCAAUUCAAGAAACACCGAACAAAGGCUUCCAUCGUAGCUUGUUACAAGUGAUCUACUUCACAGCCGUACACGCACAGCGGCUUUCGAGUGCUGGAUCCAAAUUAACAGCGGCUCAACGCCAACUCAUAGUUUCCGCUACUACUUCUGCGCUCGACUUCGUUAUCAGCGCCCUGCGCGUGACCAUCGAUGCCGCCCGUUCCACGCUCAAUCAAGAUAUAGACAGUGAUAUGCAGCUGCUGACUUCCACUUUUGGACAACUCGUUAAACCAGAUCUGCUUCCCAAUUCCUCAGCGUGGCUCGCUCGUUGCCAAAGUAGCGACAUUAUACGGGCCAGCCUCGAAUUAUUCGUCAGGCUUGACCUUACCGGCCAGAUGUAUCCAGAACAGUAUCGUGCAAGUCAUCAGGCACUAUACGCCCGAAGUAUUUUCGACCUCCAUACAGUCCUCGCUAGCUACCCUCACUCUGCUGAACGCUUGGCUCACGAAAACAUUUUGCUUGCAUACGGUUCGAAUCAACUCGCUCCGGCCCUAGAGGCAGGAGUUGUCGAUGUGAUCCAUGCAGAAUUACCAGGUGAACGGAGCCCCGCCCAUCGUACAUGGUGUAAAAUGUUACGAACCACAACUGCACUUAUUGACCCCCUCUCAUACAACUCUCAUUUUGUCGAUGUUGACGUGACAAGCUUUGUGCAACUUUACCGGCGGCAGAUCAUGCGUACGCUUGAAUGGAGUGUGGGCGACCCACUUACGGCCCCACUGCUCGACGAAAUGACCCAUGUCAUUGAGCUCUUCCAUGCAAUUGCCGAAGUUGCCUCACGGAACAACGGGAAAGCCGGGGCAGCUACUAUUUUGGGAAGAGACUUUGUUCGGAUCGCGCACCGGCUUUUGCAGCACCUUGGCUACGCGCUCGCGCACCCCAACCAUGUCCUUGGUCUAUUGGAGCCAUUGACAGCCGACGAGCGUGCGCUUAUCGAAACUGAUGAGGCGGCAAACGUGGAGACCAGUGUCGGGAUCGUCGACCCUGUGAAACGACCCGUUUUGGCGCGUGUUGGAAUGACGCUGUUCCGUAUUGUCUCAGUAGUGAUAUCUACGGUGAUGCUUUUCGUUAAAGCAGACGACGUGAUUGUGAAGAUGGAUGAAACUGAAUGGGAUCGCUCAUGGGAAAAGCUUCAGCCCACUGUGUCGGUAUCUAUUGAAGAAAGUUCAUCUAUCGGGACGAUGAUUGAGCUCGGGCGUACUGCCAUCGACGUACUUCGCCACUUGAAUUCAUUCAAAACGCCCCCUGCCCCGUCUCAAGGAUUGACAACGCCACUCCUUGCUCUUCCUAAAUUCGAACUCAAAGCAGCUCAAUCUCAGGUCCAGGUAGCCUUGGAAUUACUACUUGCGUAUAGUACCUCGCAGAUUGCGUUGUGGCUCCGAUCGGAGGAUAGCGAACGAUGGGAGAGGGAGAUAAAGGGAACAGUGGCUGAGGACGUUCAGACACUGUUGAGUAGAGCUGUAGGAGCAGUUGGUGGGAAGGAUUCUGAAGGGGCUGGAUUAUUUGAGGUUUUGGCAGGGUUUUUGGAGGGCAAGUUGAGCACAUGA
Rhizoctonia solani is the source of this 5892-nucleotide messenger RNA. Its product is annotated as nucleoporin. NCBI's taxonomy places the organism in Eukaryota, Fungi, Basidiomycota, Agaricomycetes, Cantharellales, Ceratobasidiaceae. Gene Ontology annotation, cellular component: nuclear pore inner ring. Gene Ontology annotation, molecular function: structural constituent of nuclear pore; nucleoside triphosphate diphosphatase activity. The coding region runs from base 1 to 5892 and encodes 1963 amino acids. Gene Ontology annotation, biological process: protein import into nucleus; nucleoside triphosphate catabolic process; RNA export from nucleus. The transcript is spliced from 5 exons. The record is from RefSeq and is a predicted model, not a curated record.